This is a messenger RNA of Wyeomyia smithii (pitcher-plant mosquito), 5527 nucleotides long. It is a transcript of the gene THADA, whose product is annotated as thyroid adenoma-associated protein homolog. Lineage: Eukaryota; Metazoa; Arthropoda; Insecta; Diptera; Culicidae. The transcript is spliced from 13 exons. Gene Ontology annotation, cellular component: cytosol. Gene Ontology annotation, biological process: tRNA methylation. The record is from RefSeq and is a predicted model, not a curated record. Bases 102 to 5474 code for a protein of 1790 amino acids.
UAAACUGUCAGUGUUACCCAUCUAGUAAAACUUUUACAUCGUCGAAGCUGAAUUUUAAUUUAGGUUAAAACACAAUUCCAAAUAUUCACUAAUUCCAUAAAAUGAAUGGAUUAUCCUUGCGAGUAUCAUCCAUUAGAGCUAAUGAAGGUGUGAAGAAGAAUUCUGAGAUGCGAAUGGAUUUACUAAAAGUGCCUUCCUCCUGCUUUUGUGAAUCUAAAGAUAAUAAAUUUCUUUUGAAUUUAUCGGACGCUUCGUCUGUUGACGAACAAAUACGAAUAUUGAGAGAGUAUUCAGUUUUUGUUUCAGAACUGGAGAAAUCUCUUUUAUCAAAUAUUCAGACAUUGGCAGAUUUAUUUAUUGAAGCACCUCUAAAACAUGCUGCAAAGAAUACAAUUACAAAGUUUUUAACACAAAUAACCAUUGGUAGGGAAUUUGUAGUAUUGGGACUUUCUAAUUCCAUUGUGAGUAGAAUUCAAAAUUUCGAAAGACAACCAAACCACACUCUAGCGAAUAGGAACGCCCUAAUCAACAGUAUAGGGAGCUGUUUUGAAAAUUUUAAAGUUGGUGUUGACGCGAUUCGCAACUGUUUGAACGAUAAUCUUUUGUUUUUCAACAAAUCCUUAAUGUUGUAUACGGAGCAACUAAGCCAAAACAUUUCCCCGUCAGAUAAGAGUGAAAUUAGUUUGUUCAUUCAUACAACAGUACGUGUCGUGAUAUCGUGCUUCAACCAAUUUUCGAACAUAAUAAGAAGUACAUACGAAGGUGAAAAAAAUGUAGAAAAAGUUAUCAUAAUUUGUUGGGAUUUGCUAGAGAAUCCGGAGAUUCCAAUAGACACAAAAAUUAACUGUGGAAUAUUGAUAACCAUGAAUGCAAAUAUGGAAGGACGGUACCUGCGACUAACGGAACGUAUUUUCUCUGAAGAAAAUUCUACAAAGAAAUUGUGUUUAGUAAAUGGAGUGAUAUGUACAAUAGAAUCUGAGUUUUUUAAAGAACCAAAUUUCAAAGGUUUCAGUAUAUUUUCUAACAUUGCAAAUAUUUUAAAGGAGAUUUCUGAGGAAAAUUCCAUAGAGCCCAGCAUUGUUUUAGGUGUGACGCGAAGUUUUUCCCAAAUGACCAAAAAGCUACUAUCCCUUCAAAUAGAUGAGUAUUUAAAACAAGAGCGCAGGGAUCUAGUAGAGAUAUUGGCCGUAAACUUAGGAUAUUCUUUAUCCCAUUUAGAUCAUUACAUGGACAGCGUGCGACAUUUAUGCAAAGAGCUGUUGAAAUCAACAAUUCAACUAGGAGUUAAAGUAAACGAGCAGCUAAAUCACAUAAUCUACGAUUAUAUCAGAAAUGUGAAUAUUAACAUCAAUACAAAGUGUAUCCUGAUAAGUGCUAUUUGUUCCAUUGUUAAGGCAAAGGCUGUUUUACAAGCUGUACCAAAUGUAAUAGAUUUUCUACUCAAAUCGUUAAUAGUGGAAGAUUAUGGCAACGUUAAUUUACACAUCAACAAUUGCUAUGAAUCACUGAUGAUGUCCUAUGGUUACGACGAUAAUAGGCAAGAAUGGUUCAGCAAAUGGAUAAGUCCGAUAUUGAUCGAAAUCAUGAAAAACAAUGACAAAGUUGAAAUAAAGCAGACCCUUUUUGAUUUGAUUCGCAAAGCAAUCAAAGCCUUUCCUGAAAUAGCUAUUUGUAUGAUCGAUUCGAAAAAUACAGCCAAUUUUGGACUUAUAUUAACAUCACUUGGAAUAGCGAAAAAAAGCGGACUCUUUGAUAAGAUUGAAUCAAACGCGUUGAAAUGGAAAAAUCUUUUGCCUUACGGAGAUAUCAGAUUAGCAAUGAUAUCAGCAGAUGAUUCAACACGAAUGUCUGCGUUUUACUUAUUAACGGAAUGUCACAAAAGCACGGAAUUAUUUACCAAGGAGGAUUUGGAUUGCGUUCUCUUCUUUUUGGAAAACAAUAUCAAUGUCCACGCACCAUCUCUAAGGCAGAAAAUCACAUGUUAUAUGAAAAACGCAUUAAGUCGAUUGAAGUCUGGUUUUCUGAGUAUAAUCAAGAAAUCAGAUACUGAUGGUAAAAGUCAUUAUUACUAUGAUUUUGUCAAGAGGUUGCACGACUUCUGUAUAAAUAAUUUGUUUGUUGGUGCCAACUACAGCAGAAGAACCAUUUCGUUGCAAAUAUUGAUACAGUUAUUACAAAUCGCUAGCUACAUAUUUUAUGAUGAUCAAAGUUCUAAUAUGUGGAACGAACAGCAAAUCCAAACUUUGCUCAAAGCUCUGAAUGACAGUUAUGAGACGAAUAAGGUACACUGUAUGAGUGUGUUGCUGCACUGCCCCAAAUUCUAUUUUGAAAAAUGUGACCAACUAAUAAACUAUGAAAUCGUCAAAAUGCUGAUGACAAGCAUUAAACCAAAUGAUACCUUAUCGGCAGCAUAUUAUUUAGAAUAUCUUUGUUUUAUAAACACUUAUAUAGAAGCACCAAAUGUUUGCCAAGAACCAUUCUCCAUCAUUCAAACAAAGGUUUUUAAAACUCUAGUAUGGUGCGAGCGAAUUCUUCAACAUGGAUUACACAUUGCUCAAAUAUCUUUGUUGCGGGCGGCUCGCGAAAAUCCAAUAUUUGGUUCACUUACAUGCAUACGACACUUAUUAAAUAAAGUUGACCUUAAAGAAAUUGCAAAAUGUGAACUGUGGAUAGCGUUUGUGUCCAAUCUCGUGCUGACUUGCCGGCAAUUGACAAAAAUUGUCUCAGUAGUUGUUAACAACUCUUCGCCAGAAGGCCACUUACCUAAUGAUUUUUCCGAAAUCGAAACAUACAGUUUGGAAGACGAGGACGUCGAAAUGCAUUCGGGGGAUGAAGGUGUUAAUGAUGAUAAAAAUUCAGAUUUCAAGACGACUCCUCAAAUGGUAUUACUUUGUUCCUGGCGAACUAUAAAAGAAAUAUCUCUUAUUCUUGGAGAUAUCGUUUUUAAAACUCCCAUAAGCAAGGGUCUAAAAAGUGUCGUUAAUGAAAACGAUGAUGACCAAAACCGAUUAAUAAGUAGUGACUUAAUAAUCGAAAUCGGUUCUUAUUUUACCGAACUUUUGGCAGAAACCAAGCAUCGAGGAGCCUUCGAGCAGGCUUAUGUAGGCUUUUCUAAACUUUGCAUUCGAUUGUGGGGUUCACAAUACGAUGACCAGCAUCAACUGCCUAUGAAGUGGCUACAAGAAAUGAUUACCAUUAUUGAUAGUGACAGUUGCAAUGAAAACUGCGAUACCGAAACCAAAGCAGUUAAAAUAUGCUCAACCAGAAGAAGUGCAGGCAUUCCAUAUAUGAUGCAAGCCAUAAUCACGUCAGAACUUCAAGUGAGUUCGUCCAAAGGACUUCAAUUUUCUAUGAGAAAACUUCUUGAACUUUGUCGAACUGCGGGUACAGCACAAACCCGAACACACUCGUUGAAUAUUCUACGAGCCUUGUUUCGAUCGACUGAAUUAGGUGACUCAAUAGGAGAAUUCGUCUCAGAUGGAAUAGAGUGCGCAAUAAACGGUUACGACGCAGAAUCUUGGUCGGAACGUAAUUCCUCAACUCUGUUAUUUUCGGCAUUGAUGAUUCGAGUAUUUGGCGUACACCGAACAAAGGAUUCCGAAAACCUUAAUAUUAGAAAUAAAAUGACUGGAAGGAUAUUUUUUUUAAGGUACCCGCAGUUAUAUGAUUUUUUCAUAACGGAAUUAGAAAAGGCCAGUCAGAUAAUCAUAAAUGGUUCACGAAGCAAAAAGUUGCACCCACUGCUAUUAUUGCUAAGUAGACUCUAUCCCUCAGCACUUGAGGGAAGUGAAUCUAAUCUAAAGUUAUCCCGAUUUGUUCCGAUUGUAUCGAUUUGCUCAGGAUGUGCAGAACUUCAAACACGGUAUCUUGCUGCUAAGUUCAUUGCAAUUAUUGUUUCACCGGAUCUGGUUUUCGAUAGAAUAUUUUUACUCCUCGAAAGUUUAAACCGAUCCAAUAACAAAAGUAUUAAUCCAAACUCGCUUCACGGGGCUCUGCUACAAAUUUUGUAUCUAGUUAAAACGCGAACAUUAGACGUAGUGGCGGAAUCGAGCAACCAACUUAAUAAUUGGAUUGAACUGUAUACAGCCAUUUCAAAUUAUUUGUUCGAGGUACAAUCUAAUUUUGUGCUCUAUGGUGCCAUAAUUGACAUACUGAUUGAAAUUUUGGCAAGAUGCCAGAACAUUAUUUUCGCAGAAGACGAUCAAUUUUUGGAUGACCUUAGUAAUAUAGUAGAUUAUUUGUCCAAUUUGACUAAACAGAAGCCAUUUUAUGGAAGUGAGUUGAUCAUGAGAAAAAUUGUUUUAAUCAAAAUAGUAAUGUACAUGUACAACAAUGAAGAAAACACGCCAAAAGAUUGCUUCUUGUGCCAAAUCAAUCCUGACAUGUACAGUUAUGAUUACUUGGAAUCAGUAAUGAAUUUGAUUCUGCUUAUUCUUGAUUUUGAUGUAUUCUCAACAAAUUCAGAUCAGUUCGAAAUAGACCAGAUGUUUUUAUUUUUCAUUCGUCAGCUGAAUGAUAGCAAACGUGCUAAGAUCAAAUCUUUACGAACCGAGUUCACGAAAUCUUCAAAAUUUCACUGUUACUUGAAAGCAAUCAUCGAUCGGAAUAUAUACUAUAACUGUACCGUGAAAGCUUAUACAAUCUUAAGCUUCAGUAUAUUGGGCGUUCAGACACUGAUGUCUAAUAAGAGCAGUAGUAACUGCGAAAUGCUGAAUACGUUGUUUAAAACUGCUAUCUCCAGGCCUAAUCAGCUAAGAACUAGCAUUUAUAGGUGUGUCAAAUGUAUAUACUAUGUUGAAAUGAAAAUUCCAGAGAGUGUACUCGAAAUAGACAUCCUGCCAACAAUGGCAUCAUCCGUUCAAUGUUGUGAUGUCAGGGGAACUACUGUAGAUAUCAUGAAAAUCAUUUCAAGAAGAUUCUUAGAAACCAAAUCUUUUGGAUUCUAUUUAAACUUCAGUCGAACGCUACUCAUGCUUCUUAGAGAUGACGAUGCGGACAUAAGAAACGAAGCAUCAUCCAUUGUAACUAAAUUAUACAAUUUUUCUGAAAAGUUGAAAAUUCCAAAUCAUUUGGCAUCGUACGCACAAAAAAUUUAUUUGGAAGUACUAUCUAAAGCAAUGCUAUCGCAGAAAUUCACUGUUUGUCACAUUUUGGCUAUGCUUUUGGUGAUAAUGGCGUGUGAAAUAAACGAAGAAGACGGCAAUGAAUGUUUUACAGAUGAUUCAGAGUUUCGUGUGUUUGAUAAAAGUGAGGUUAAUAUUUUCGGCGAGCCUCUCUUGCUAAUUGAUCACUGUAAAGUGGAAAUCCAAAACCUUAUUAAUCGCCACGAGGUGAACAUAGUAUUGAAUGCAGAUAAAAUAAUAAUGAUAGCUGAAAAACAUUGUAAAUUCAAAAGCGCAUUAUCAGCGUGUUUAGUCGAAGCACAAAAACCUGCCAAACUAGUAGAUAUAAUACAUAUUAAGCAGUCAUUGUAAUUUCUACCAUACGCAAUAUUAUUGAAAUCACAAAGUUCUGUUUGUACGCAAAA